This is a messenger RNA of Gymnodraco acuticeps, 7661 nucleotides long. RefSeq names its product SRY-box transcription factor 6 (gene sox6). The record is from RefSeq and is a predicted model, not a curated record. Gene Ontology annotation, molecular function: DNA-binding transcription factor activity, RNA polymerase II-specific; RNA polymerase II cis-regulatory region sequence-specific DNA binding. Bases 444 to 2786 code for a protein of 780 amino acids. Lineage: Eukaryota; Metazoa; Chordata; Actinopteri; Perciformes; Bathydraconidae. Gene Ontology annotation, biological process: central nervous system development; regulation of transcription by RNA polymerase II; cell fate commitment. The transcript has 17 exons. Gene Ontology annotation, cellular component: nucleus.
UGCCCUGGCCACUCACUUUCUGAUGUUGCACGACGGGAAAUGCUUUGAAUACUUGCGACAUGGCUGCGCGCAUUGAUUGCCAAGAUUGACAGCAGCUCUACCCAUCGUCUUCUCCUGUCUGAGUGAGAGAGAGCGAGAUAAAGAACAGAUAGGCGAACAACAAAAGCUACUUGUAGUUUUGGACAGCUGAACUUCAGAGUACACGAUCCCCUCAUAUGGCCCCGUGUGAGCACACUUAAGUUUUCGCUCAACAGAUAGCUCAGUGAUCAUUUCUACAGUGUAGCGUUGCCGUUUAGUAUAGUGUUUACGCACGGAAAAGGACGAAUACACAACUUCUCCACGACUCAGAUCAUCAAGGUUUUUACAUGAAUUCAAAAUAAACCGACCAGUGAUCGCUGCAAGCUGGGGAUUGAGUCUUUCAGUUCUUAACCCCACACGCUGACAUGGAGGGCUUUCUUCGUAGCAGCUUUUUACUGAGCAGAGUUAUGUCUUCCAAGCAAGCCACGUCUCCUUUCGCCUCUGUGGUCGAUGGGGAUGAUGCCAUGAGUCAGGAGCACUUGUCUUGGGAGAAAGAGGAGAGUGCCGAGGCCCAUGGCACACCACAGCUGCCCCUGCACAGCCUGCUCCAUGGAAAAGCCCAUCCUGAUGAAAUGCAGCCGCUCAGCAGCAUGCCUCCAGAGAGCGAUUGGGACAGUCUGGUUUCAGCCCAACAGCGCAUGGAAUCUGACAGCAAUAAAGUAUGUUCCCUGUACUCCUUCCGGAACAAUUCCACUUCCCCACACAAGCCGGAGGAGGGGGCCCGGGAGCGAAGCGACCUGCUGAGUGGAUCAGCAUUUGGAACUCCGGAGCGCCGCAAAGGAAGCCUGGCAGACGUAGUUGACACGCUGAAGCAGAAGAAACUGGAGGAGAUGACAAAGACAGAACAAGACGAUCCCUCAUGCAUGGAGGCACUUCUUUCUAAAGAGUGGAAAGAGAAGAUGGAGAGUCUCAACACCAGUGAACUGCUGGCAGAAGUAAAAGGAACUCCAGAGAGCCUGGCAGAAAAGGAACACCAGCUCUCUACAAUGAUCGCCCAGCUGAUUAGCCUGCGAGAGCAGCUCCUGGCUGCCCACGACGAACAGAAGAAGUUUGCCGCCUCACAGAUGGAGAAACAGAGGCAGCAAAUGGAGUUAGCUCGUCAGCAGCAGGAACAGAUUGCAAGACAACAGCAGCAGCUUCUGCAGCAGCAGCACAAAAUCAACCUCCUCCAGCAACAGAUCCAGCAGGUCCAGGGUCACAUGCCUCCGCUCAUGAUCCCCAUUUUUCCACACGACCAGCGCACUCUGGCAGCAGCAGCCGCCGCCCAGCAAGGAUUUCUCUUCCCUCAAGGAAUGUCUUAUAAGCCAGGUGAUAACUACCCGGUGCAGUUCAUUCCAUCCACAAUGGCAGCUGCAGCCGCGUCAGGACUCAGCCCCCUCCAGCUUCAGCAACUGUAUGCCGCGCAGCUUGCCAGCAUGCAAGUCUCUCCCGGAGCCAAGUUGCCUCCACUACCCCAGUCCUUCAAUGCGAGUGGGCCCAUUUCUCCCUCUUCUCUGAAGAAUGACAAGAGUUCCUCCAGCCCCAUCACUCACAUCAAGGAGGAGGGAUCACAGCCGCUCAACCUGUCUGCUCGGCCAAAGAUGACAGACCUGGUGAAAUGCCCCACAUCGCCGACACAAAACCUGUUCCUCGGCAGUAAAAGCAGCCCCAACAGUCUCCUCGGCAAGGGUGGCAUUCCCAGCACACUUGGAGGCCUGGGCCGGGCAUCAUCUCUUGAUAUUCUGUCCAGCCUAAACUCCACCGCGCUGUUCGGGGACCAGGACACAGUGAUGAAGGCCAUACAGGAGGCUCGGAAAAUGAGGGAGCAGAUCCAGAGGGAACAGCUGCAGAUUCACCAGCAGGGCAUGGAGGCAAAGCUGUCCGCACUCAACUCCGUGGGCCUCAACAACUGCAGAGCUGACAAGGAGAGGGCACAUUUUGAGAGCCUUGGGCACCACCUCGGAAAGCUGGGUGAGGAAGGGAAGAUCGGCCAUAGAGUUAUUGACCUCACCAGGCCAGAAGAUCUCGAAGGAGGUGCUGGAUCUACUGAAGCACGAGUCUUCAGAGAAGCUCGAGGAAGGAACAACAACGAGCCCCACAUUAAAAGGCCAAUGAAUGCAUUCAUGGUGUGGGCCAAGGAUGAGAGGCGCAAGAUCCUCCAGGCCUUCCCCGACAUGCACAACUCCAACAUAAGCAAGAUUUUGGGUUCCCGAUGGAAGUCCAUGACUAACCAGGAUAAGCAGCCAUUCUAUGAAGAGCAGGCCCGUCUGAGUAAGCAACACCUAGAGAAGUACCCAAACUACAAGUACAAGCCACGGCCUAAGAGGACCUGCAUCAUCGAUGGAAAAAAACUCCGCAUUGGAGAGUACAAGCAGAUGAUGCGUUCACGGCGACAAGAAAUGAGGCAGUUCUUUACCGUGGGACAGCCACCGCAGAUCCCCAUCACCACCAGCGCCAGUAUGGUCUAUCCUGGGGCGAUCACCAUGGCGACCACCACACCCUCACCUCAGAUGACAUCAGAGUGCUCGAGUGCCUCGGCAAGUCCCGAGCCAACCAUUCCUGUCAUUCAGAAUACCUUCAACAUGAAGCUAGAGCCCAACCUCAUGGCAAAUAACACUGUGCCAGUCAAUGGCGAGGAUGUGAUGGACAUGUACGAGGAAUUUGAGGAUGAGCCCAAAUCAGACUAUAGCAGUGAAAAUGACACACAGGGGCGAGUCAGCGCCAACUGAGACCUCUUCAAUGGAAAAGGCCCAUGCAGACAACACUCAUACAGGAGGAUGCUCGAGGGCUGGUUUGAUCUGAGGGAGCGAAAGAGCAAAACAAAACAAAACUACACCACAAAAGGUUAAAAAAUGUUUUUUUUAAAAUAGGAAAAAAAAUAACAGUGUAUCAUUUAUGAGCCAGCAUGCAGAUGUGGCUUCAUCUGAAUCAAAAGCUAUUUGGUCUUAAGUGUUUCUUCAAGUGUGUGGAGCAGUUUGGUUGUGUUCAUUUAGAUUUUUUGUUUGUUAUCUCAUUGUUUAUUUUUUCAUUCUGAACACGGACAUUUACACGAUUAGGUCAUUGCCUAGAACAAAAUAUUUAACUUGAAAUUGAGCAUUUCAUAUGAACCUGUAAUUCUUACAGUCAUAUACGUAUUUUGAUUUUGAUAUAUUGCAUAACUGUUCAAGAUGGGGAUAAUAUUCUCACUCAGGUAUAGUGUGCCAGCCAACAGCUUGUGAAUGUUUUUAAUCAAUAAUUCAUUAUUACCAGUACAAAAUAUCUCAAAUUCAGAUGUGUGAGUGAUUCCAACAUAUUACAGAGGGAUUUUCAUUUUAUUAAUAUUAUUUUAAUUAUUAUUUGCGUUUUUGUUGAUAUUGUUAUUACACAAACUGCAUUAUUUAGUGCAGAAGUGCCAAACAUUUUAAGUUGUUUCUAAAAUCUGUAAAGUCUUUUGGGAGAGGCUUGGUGACUCUUGGACAAUCUCUUGAUCUCUUAAUACAGCUUCAUUAUCCAGUCUUUCUUUAAUUGACCCUAACAGAAUACACAAAUGAAACUCAGGAACUUGGAGGCAGCAGGCUCUGCGGGAGGUUACAGUAUGUGACAUCUUUGGGUGGUAGCUUGUGAUGCUAGCUGUUCUCCAGGGAGCCUAAUGCAGUGAUCAUCAAUGAACGCGGCCAGUUCUUUCAUUUCCUUAUCCCAGUCUACACAGUGGCGUCUUUAACUCAUAUCCAGCUCUGCAACCCAGUCUGAUUCACCAAGUUCUUAAUCAGAGUGAUUGUAAUCAGGCCAGAAUGCAAAAGGGCCAAAGGCCUCCAAUCUGUGGGAUUGGAAGAGCAGCGAAAGGCAGCUUUGGGGGCAUUACAAUCUCAAAUUGAUGUUGUACAAUGUGUAGCUACAGUACAUUCUGUUAAAUGCUUUAGCCCCAUUUGGACUGAAAGUUUAAAGUCUUACGUCUUAGAACUUCAUUUUUUUUUCAAUCUUAAUUCUGUUUAGACAUUGUAAAUCUUAAAUUGACACUAAGAAGUCUUAAAUCCGAGCACAGUCAUAGGGUUGAAGCAAUGAGUUGAUUACUACCGGAGUCUUAAGAGGAGGGACAGCCUGUGAGGAUAUUUAGAAACUUGAAAGAAAUCAUAUGUGUGUUGCUUAAAUUACCUCGUCAUAAUUGCAUAGCAGGGGUACUUUGAAACACUUUUUUAAAUUUGUUUUGCAUAGUGCACUUAUACAAAUCUUAUUCUGUCAACCUUUAGCCUUAUGUUGUAUUUCUUGAAUAAUAUUAUCAGCUUACCAGCACUUAAAUAUUGCGUUUAAAACAGGAAAACAUGCAAUGACUCAGAAAUGAGGGGCACAAGCAAAGUCUCUCUCCUAUUUCAGCCAAAAAGCUGACAAGUGGUGACCUUCUGGAGACUGCAGCUAGAUAAAGCAAGGCCUUGAUGUUGAGACUCAGAUCCUCUUUAUAGGGCAGAAGGUCUAAGUGGCUCCCCUCCCUGCCAUGCCCUGCUCUGACCCCUGCCCAUGGCAACCUCAGCACCCAGGGGGCGCCAUCUGGCCCAGAGAAGGAAAAAACAACAGGGAAGGAAAGGGAAACAAUAAAGAUGUGGUGUGUAUCCCUCAUUGUGCUUUCCAUCAAAGUGCUGGUAGUAAGGCCUCAACAGGGCUCCCACCCCAGCCCAAUCUCCAGGCACUGGCGAGCAGAUGGAACAAGUACAUCAAGCUGUGGGGGAUUAUUAAAAUGACUGACGACUGGGUAUCAUCUGAAAUACAGCAUUAUUAAUGCAUGAGUCCAGCUAUUCCCCUCCCUUGCCCUUGAACCUGUCCAUUUCAGAAAGAGCACAGAGCUUAUUGAAGGAUCUCAAUAGCUGGUCACUGGCUUUAACUGGUCAACAUCCCCACUGCUGGUCACUGCAUUUUCUCCUAGCUCUAAUUGGUACAGAUGGCUCUUUAUAUCUCACUCAUCUCUUCUGAACUCUUAUUGUCAAUAUCAGUGCUGUUUUGAAAGCAUUUAUUUUAAGUAUUUGUAGCCCCUCAUUCAUAAUUGUUUUCUUCAUAACAUUUUCUCUCCAUUGUUCUCAUUUUGAGGUACAAACUAUUUAAAAGAUGCUCUCCUACAAAGCAGUUUGCUCCUGAUUGCUGGUGGUUGGAUUGAUUUGUAUGUGAUUGUAAAUAUUUGUAUGACCAUGCCACACUGCUUUAGUUGGCUGGAAGUUAAAAAGAACUCUUCACGGAACUGAAACUUGACUGUGCUUAUAUAGCAAAAAAAAGACAAAAAAAAGAAACUCAUGUGGAGACAAUGUUUCAUAAGUGUUAUAAGCACUGGAUAUAAAUUGUAUUUUUAUCAAUGCUGAUUAAUGUGAAGCUGUUUGAGGAAAAUCACCAUGAACAAACAUAAUUCCCCAGUUGGACUCAAGUGGGUUUGCUCUCACAGUUGCCAGAUUUGAGUCAUUUUGUGUCUACUUAUUUUGUUUAUUUAUGCAAAGACUCAUGUGAUGAAUGAACACUUUGUUUAAGCUUCAGGGCUGCCUAGGGGAGAGACUCAGCACAAGAAAGUGAGCAGAUAAUUCAACAGCAGGCUCGGUUAGCCGUCAAACACCAGACUUCAAUGCAUUGUAUAUUGUAUUUGAAACUGUAGAAUAUCAACAUAUUGUAUUUAUUAUUAGCCACUGUCGGCUCUAAAUUUGUCAGCAAAACAACAACAUGGACAAUCAGAGAAAAAAAAAACAUGUUUGAUGAAUUGGAGCUAUAAAAAAAGGUUUUCAGUGAUUUCACCAUCUCAUUUAGAUUUUAUUGUAAAUAUAACAUAGGAAAUAUAUUUUUGUUCAUUAGUGAAGUAUAAGUUAUGUAUUUGGCUGUUAUUUUAUUUACUUUCUUAAAUUUGUGUACGUGGUUUCAUGUUUUUAAAACCUGACAAGUCACAGUACCUCAUGUAGAUGCUGAUUUUUUUUUUCUGCUUAUUGAAAGACAGCAGUAUUGGACCUGAGACAGAGAGAAGCACCUCACUUGCUUAAGUUUUGAUAAUCUUCCCUGGAAUAUAUAAAAAAAACAAUCAGAAUAACACGACACCCAUUAGAUGUGUUAACAUAAAGGAGUCAUUACAAAUACGGUACUCAUUCAAACAACAAGCACUUGAUGUAAAAUAAUUAUUCAAUUAUUUGUGUCCAAUAAUGAUACAAUCUAAAUGGUAUGCUGUAUAUCCUCACAUGUGUUUUUGUGUUUAUUACAGCACUCAUAGUGUGUGGCUGGUUUCUUACGAGGAACCGUUGUCAGCCAAAAUAAUCUGCAUGCAUUUGGCUUGCAUUGACAUUACCAGAAUAAACAAGGUUUUUUUUUCUUGAAAAAUGGUUUCAAACACAAGCAAUGUUUUAAUUUUAUUUGUGUGAGAAGUUGGGAGCGUGCAAAUAUGUAUUUGUUUUAAUGUGGCAAAAUGCACCAACAUUGUGCAUUCUUCUUAAUUCUCUCCUGGUCAUAUUGUUGUAUGUUUUGAAUGUUCAUACCUAUCCAGCCAUCUGAAAAUGUAGCCCUCACAAUUGUUUUCUCUAAAUCCACUUGCAAUGGUUUGAACAAAAUAACUGAAGACAAAAGCUUGUAUGCUGUUUCAACAUUAUUUACUGUAAUUCAAUUUAUUUCUGUAUGGACUUUGUGAUGUAUAUGGUGGGAAUGUUCUCUGUGUUAAUUUAAUCAGCACAAUUCACUGACAUGCUGGACUGACAUGCUAGCUGCUGUUCAGAAGUGUAAAACUGUUGUUCGGAGCAACGUUUAUAGUUGUCUUUGGUACUUUGCUUUUUAGAGUUGUCUCUCAAGCAACACUGUGUGUGGCUCUUCUAUCACUGGAGCCGAUGUUGAAAUUGCUGGCAGCCUGAUACAAUUUUCUGCGUAGAAUCUUUCUUGUUUUGUUUUUUUCUGGCAGGUACCUAGGCCCAUGGCAAGUAUUGUUUGGGUGUUAUUAGAGAAAAUGAAAUACAUAGUGUCUGUUGCUGCUUCAAAAAAAGUUUAUGUCUGAAUAUGUAAAUAGUUUAUCAUAAUAUCUUGUACAGUCCAAUGUAAAGUUUUUAAUUCAACUUAAAAAAAAAAUGUUGCCAUCACAUUUGUGUUCACAUUCUUCUUUAUACAGUACAAAAGAUUGAUUAUUUGCUAGGGGUAUUAUUGCUUAAAAAGAAAAAAAAAUGAAGAUGUUAUUACAUUUUUCUUAUGUUUGUUUUGCUUGGCUUCAAAGUGUAAACCAGCAAGUCUUUGGUUUCCAUGUGCAGUAUUGACGUGAGGUAAAGGUGAAUAAUUUUACAGUGGUGUGUGUGGAGAGCAGUCUCCUCGGCUUUGGUAGUAUUAAUUCACUAUAUCAAGUAAAAACAAACCAAUGAGUGACACAUUUGGGUGCAUCUAGGCACCAUAGAAAUGUGUAUAAUGUAUAUGAAUAAACUAUCCCCGCAGGAUCAAUUCAGGCAUAUUAACACCAUUUUCUGUAUGUAAAAAUGCAACAGUGGGAUGAAUAACUGCCUGUUUAAGCUCAUUUACCUCAAGAAUUUCCUCCUUUUCUGUAAGAGACAGAAAUUGUGUUACAGAAACCUUCUCCCAUCACUCCAUCUUUUGUACUGCUGUUGACACUUACAAAUUAAAGAGACAUUUUGUUUUAAGAA